Paracoccidioides brasiliensis Pb18 is the source of this 876-nucleotide messenger RNA. RefSeq lists its product as uncharacterized. The record is from RefSeq and is a predicted model, not a curated record. The transcript is spliced from 4 exons. The coding region runs from base 1 to 876 and encodes 291 amino acids.
AUGACUGAUCUCACCAUCGAUGACGUUGCAUUUUCCCGCCUUAGAGACAAGGUCAUUAUAAUUACAGGUGGCUCAUCCGGGAUUGGUUUGGCAACAGUUCAACUUCUCCUCGCAAGUGGAUCAAAGGUGGUAAUUGGUGAUCGCAAUCCACCUCCACCAGAGCUAGUGGAUGAUGCCAAUCUGACAUAUUUGCAAAUCGAUGUUACCAACUGGAGAGACCUGGUCGCAUUGUUCAAGAAAGCAAGGGAAAUUUAUGGGUCGAUUGAUCAUGUCUUUGCGAAUGCGGGAAUUUCCAGCAAAACCAGCUUCUUCGACGACGAAACUGAUGAGAAUGGAGAUCCUGUCGAACCCAAGUACCCUACUCUCGACGUAAACCUAACGAGCGUGGUUAACACGGUGAAGCUGGCGAUCUUUUAUUUGAAGCAGCAGAAGGGCGGAGGGAGUAUUGUUCUGACUGCUUCCGCAUCCAGUCUAAUGCGCGGCCUCACCCCGCAUCUAUAUCCCGAACUCCCCAUCCGCAUCAACGCCAUUGCGCCUAGCUGGACAGAUACCGGAAUCGUUCCACGCGCCCUUCUCGAGCUGGUAGGUGUUACCGUACAGUCUGCGCAUGUCGUCGCUCUCUCCGUGGCGCUUCUCAUGUGUAGCGAUGGCGGGAACAGCGUGGAUAGCGUGGAUAGAGUGGAUAGCUCACGCCAUGGACAGCUGAUAUACUCUGUUGCCGGAUUAUACAGGGAGAUUGAAGAGGGGAUGUUGGAAGCGGUGGCUGGGUUGUUGUCACCUUUGUCACCUGAUGGGUUAAGUGAAAAUGAGGCUCUUGAGAGAGUUUUGGUGGCUGUUAGGACGAUGAAGUUGGAAAAGGAUGGUGUGAGUAAGUAG